GCACCGUCUUUCCGGGGCCACCACAGACGGGCGGUGGCUCGUCUCCCGGGCCGCGAGGGGCCUAUUGGCUCUCCUGGCCGUGGCUGAGUGCGGGACCGGCGUUGGGCCUGCCCGGACUGCGCUUCCUGAAAGCGGGGCUUCUGUCAGUCAGGCAGUCGGUCAGUGAGCGCGAGCUGGGGCGGCAGACAAUCACGAGGGCCGUUGGGCGCCAGGGCGGCCCUCGUGCCUGAGAGGCCCAGUCGGACCGAGGCCGCUUCUCGGUCAUUCGGAGGCGAGGCUCCCUGACGGCCGGUCCACGACCAGACCGUCAGCCCACCGGGGGCCCCUCCUGUAUUCGUCAGGCGGUCACCAAGGGGGUCACCGGUGCGCCUGAAGGGCAGCCGGGGGUCACCGGCCUAAGACCACCAAGCAGUGUGUCAUCCUGGUCAGCCUCCUUCAGUUACUCAUCAUCUCAUCCCUUCUGAACCACAGAGCCAGCCGUGGCAAAGGCCCUGGGCCCCUCCUGUUCCUGAGAACCACUGCUGCUGCAGAUGGUGCUGCCACGGCCACUGCCGACACCUCCCAGGCUGCUCUAUUCCUCUUGUUCCUUGGAGAAGACUCUGAAGUGCAUCUGUCUCUUCCAUGGGAUCCCCACGCCCUCUGUGCAGUGGUGGAUAGGAGGUGCUCCCACAGGUGUGAACAGCACAGAUGACGGCAUCCAGGUGACUUCCACCAUAACUGGCCACUGGAUCAACAGCACCAUCAAUCUGACUGAACAGCCAGAAGUGGGCACGAGCCUUCUCUGUGAGGGGAAGAACCCAAAUGGAACCCACGCUCUGACCAUUCUACUGAUGUCAAAAAGGAGUUCUUUGGUUGCCCAGGCUUUCCUGAAAGGGCUGAUCGAGGGCGUUGUCUAUGGAGCCAUUGUGGUAGCACUGCUCUCCCUCUGCCUCGUCCCUCUCAUAGUGAAACGUGUCAGAAUGAAGCAGGCAAAGAAAACUGCAGCAGUCGAACCAGAAAAGAGCCCUAAAGCCAGAGCAUGCCAAGAUCCCAAGACGUCUCUGAAGCCUGAGGAGCCAGAAAAAGCCACAGUCACCCCAUCUUCGAAGAGCCAGAUAUUGCACCCAAUACCUUCAACUUCCAGCAAAGCAAGAAAAACUGGAGCUGACGCAGCCUCAUACCUGACUCAUACCUGGAGUUCCCACUCUCCCGGCAAUUACAAAAGUCUACAGAAUCCUUAGAGACCCCAGAAACCCAGGAGUCGGUAACAAACCUGAAGCCCCCCGAGUCUCCUCGGCUCGCAGAGCCCUCUCAAGCCCCACCUGUCCCUCACACCGGCUCUCCGCUGAACAGGGUUACUCUUGGACCUGGUCUCGGAACCUUUGGAAGCAAAUUCUAUGAUCUGUUGUUUGAGUUAGCCAGAAGAAAUAUGCCUCGUCCUGAGAUGGUGUCAAAGGAAGGAAAAAUAAAUGUGAAGCUAGGAAAUAGG
Messenger RNA from Equus caballus (horse), 1468 nucleotides. The record is from RefSeq and is a predicted model, not a curated record. Lineage: Eukaryota; Metazoa; Chordata; Mammalia; Perissodactyla; Equidae.